Paramecium octaurelia is the source of this 1442-nucleotide messenger RNA. The record is from the annotation of a GenBank genome assembly. NCBI's taxonomy places the organism in Eukaryota, Ciliophora, Oligohymenophorea, Peniculida, Parameciidae.
AUGAACUAAAUUUAAUAAGGAGAUGUAAUUGAUAAUCAAUAUGAAAUAAUAAAAAAAAUAUCAUAAGGUUCAUUUGGAAUAGUAUAUGUUGGAAAAUCUUUGAUUAGAAACAAAAAUGUAGCAAUAAAGGUGGAAAAACAAGAAAUGGCAAGUUAUAGUAGCCUAAAUAGGGAAGUAAAAUAAUAUGUAAAAUUAGAUCGAAAUAUUGAAACUACUUCAAGGUGCUUCCUAGAUUCCUGAAUUACAUUGGUAUGGUCAAUUCAAGAAAUGCAACGUCAUGAUAACCAAUUUGCUUGGACACGACCUAAUAUAUUUUUAAAAACAAUUUUAGAAGUUUUCAACAUAAUGUAUUUACAACAUUGCCUUUCAAAUGUUGUGGAUUUUGGAACAAAUACAUUCAAGGUAAUUAGGUAAUUAAUUUGUAGGAAUGUAAUACAUAGGGAUUUGAAGCCAGAAAACAUUUUAAGUAAAACUGAUUCCGAGAAGAUCUAUCUCAUCGAUUACGGAAUUUCUCGAAAUCUAAAUUAAAAACCAAAUAGGAAAAAGAAGAUCUCCUUUAUUGGUACGAGUAGAUAUGCAAGUUUGGCUGCUCAUUAAGGUAUAGAGCAGUCAGCAAAGGAUGAUUUAGAAUCAUUAGGCUAUUUACUAAUUUACUUAAUUAAAUAGAGUUUGCCUUGGAUGAAUAUAGAAAAAACUGAUUUAUCAAGGUUGGACAAAAUAGGAAAAUUAAAAUCGGAAACUACAAUGGAAGAAUUAUGUUCUGAUUGUCCAAAUUCAUUAUUAAAGUGAUUAUUAAACAAAAAUCUUAGGUAUAUGAAAUAUGUAAAGUCAUUGACUUAAUAAAUAUAACCACAAUAUGCGAUGUUGAGAGGAUUAUUUCUAACAAAAUUACAUAAUUUUCCAGAUUAAGGACUUGAUUGGACUUAUCAAAAAAGCAGAUCUUACAAGUAAAAAGUAAACAAAAGACGGAAGAGCAAUUAAAAUUCAAAAUAUUAAAGUUGUAGUACAAUUAAAAGGUAGUUUAAUUAAAAUUAACUCUUAGAGGAUUUUUGGGAGAGAGUUUAGCUCUUCAAAAUGUAAAAACCUUUGCAGUUUAGGAUGAAUUAGCAGGAUCUUCAGGACAUGGAAGUAGUGCAUUACAAUUUAGUGCAGUUACCAAUUAAGGAAGCAUUAUAAGCAUAGGAGUUGGUUUUUCCUUAAGUGAUAUACAAGAAGACCUAAAAAUACAGCCACACAAUAAUUAAAUUGCUAGGAUCUCUACUUUUGAAGGUAUCAUCGAACAUGAUCCAGGAAUGACAUUAAAAGCUGAAUAGCAAUUGAUGGAAAGGGAGAAUCAAGAUCUAGAAAUAAAAUAUAAUUUACUACAUUUCAAAUCAGUCUACUUUAACUUCAAGAAUCCAAUAUAAAAAUAUAAUUUAAGAUCAAAUUAUUUUAGAAAAUGA